AUGUUGGCCACCAGGGUAUUGAGCCUCGUUGGCAAGCGCGCCAUCUCCACCUCAGUGUGCCUGCGAGCGCAUGGAAGCGUUGUGAAGUCUGAAGACUAUACCCUGCCGGCAUAUGUCGACCGUCGUGACUACCCGCUGCCCGAUGUGGCCUUUGUCAGGAACCUCUCAGCCCAGCAGAAGGCCCUGAAGGAGAAGGAGAAGGCUGCCUGGAGCGCGCUCUCCAUGGAGGAGAAAGUGGAGCUGUACCACAUGAAGUUCAAUGAGACCUUUGCUGAGAUGAACAGGACCACGAAUGAGUGGAAGACGGUGGUGGGCGGCGCGCUCUUCUUCAUCGGCCUCGCAGCCUUCGUUGUCAUUUGGAUGAAGCGCUAUGUGUACGGCCCCGUCCCGCACACCUUAGACGAGGACUGGGUGGCCAUGCAGACCAAGCGGAUGCUGGACAUGAAGGCCAACCCAAUCCAGGGCUUCGCCGCCAAGUGGGACUACGAGAAGAAUGAAUGGAAAAAAUAA
Elephantulus edwardii (Cape elephant shrew) is the source of this 510-nucleotide messenger RNA. Its product is annotated as cytochrome c oxidase subunit 4 isoform 1, mitochondrial-like. Gene Ontology annotation, biological process: mitochondrial electron transport, cytochrome c to oxygen. The record is from RefSeq and is a predicted model, not a curated record. The transcript has 4 exons. NCBI's taxonomy places the organism in Eukaryota, Metazoa, Chordata, Mammalia, Macroscelidea, Macroscelididae. The coding region runs from base 1 to 510 and encodes 169 amino acids.